Molecule: messenger RNA, 1109 nt
Organism: Radiomyces spectabilis
Lineage: Eukaryota; Fungi; Mucoromycota; Mucoromycetes; Mucorales; Radiomycetaceae
Product: activator of Hsp90 ATPase
Exons: 5
Coding region: 399-890 (163 amino acids)
Biological process (GO): protein folding; positive regulation of ATP-dependent activity
Cellular component (GO): cytosol
Molecular function (GO): ATPase activator activity; protein-folding chaperone binding
Source: RefSeq, a predicted model, not a curated record
GAAACAGCAAAUGAUGCCAUCGUCACCUUUUUUAUGCGAUAUGCAUGUGGCUUCUUGGUUAUGCGAUACUCAGAAGCCCAGGGGACUCAUCGAUGUUGUCUUGGCGUAUUUCCAUAGUGAUGGGCAAAUUAAAAAGCAUUGUUUCUCACGCAUUGGCAAACAAUUUUAUUUGGUUUUUGCAGAGAGAGAGAGUUGCAUGUUCCGUUACUACUAUGGCCAUAAUUCAUCAAACUCACCGUUCGGAAUGAGUAUUAACGGCGGCAUCUUUUUUUUUCUUGCAUCCUUGGUCUGUCGGGAGCCAACAGUCACAUUGAAUCUUCUAGGAGCUUCGAUCUGCCUUUAUUAUAUCAAAAGCCUCCUUUCGUUCGAUUUGCCCCACACCACCCUCGUCGUCGACCAUGUCAAACUGGAAAAACGUAAAUAAUUGGGUCAACAAAAACUGCAUUCAGUGGGCUCGCACCUACUUUCAAGAUGAGCUUGUCGGUCUAAAGGGCGAGAAAGACGGUCAUCAAGUAGAGAUCACGAAAAUGGUGGAAUGCACCGGCGACGUUGAUUUGAAUCAGCGAAAGGGCAAGAUCAUCACCAUUUAUGAUGUCGCAUUGAAGCUCGAUUGGAAAGGUCUGGCUGCCGAUGGAACUGAAGCCACAGGUACCAUUACGAUUCCCGAAGUGGCUCAUGAUACGGAGGAAGACGAGUAUGUGUUUCAGAUCUCGGUAAAUGAUGAUAACAAUGAAAAAUCGGUGCUCAAGAAACCGAUCAAGUCAUCGUUGGUUCCGCUUUUGCAAGCCAAGUUCUCAAAAUUCUCCCAAGAUCUUAUUGAGCAACACAAGAGUGAUGUCUACAUUGAAGCCUCCGAACUCGGCACGGCGGCUCCUCCCAGAACCGCAUAGCCCAGUCCCUUGGUCUUUGUUUGAACAUGAUAUCCUAAAACAACCGCUGAGAUUCUUCGGGUUCAAUCUAGCGUUCCUCCGAAGAAUACUUGCAUUUAUAAACAAAAAAGAAAAAGAAAACACUCAUUGAUUUAGAAAGCAUAAUGUCGUGGAUUAUGUCCAUGUCAUUUUAAAAAAGCACUAUUAUACAACUUUAUUAAACAGCCAUCUCAAACAAAC